AUGAGCGCCCAGGGGUGGACACCCGGCAAUACUCUCGGAGCUCGAAAUGCGGCUCACGCCGACUUUCUCACCGCGGCCAGCUCAACGCACAUCAAGGUUUCCAUCAAAGACGAUACGCUGGGCCUGGGCGCUCGUGUUGGGCGGGACCCGUUGGGGGAACCCACGGGACUGGACGCUUUCAAGGGGUUGCUCGGUCGGCUGAAUGGCAAGUCCGAAGUGGUGUUGAAGCAGGAGCAGAGGAAGCGGGACGAUGUCAAACUGGCUCGAUAUGCCGCCAUGAAAUUCCCCGAGGUCCGCUUCGUGAGCGCAGGCUUAUUGACCCAAGAGAAGCCCGAGGAGCUUCCGGCCAAGGACGAUACCCCGAAGAAGUCAAACGAGUCGGUCAAACAACAAUCGAAUGGUGAUACUCCAUCCGAUGACGCCAAGGCCGCUCGCAAGUCCUCCAAGUCCAAGAAAUCCCGUUCUUCCCGCGUCGACGAGCCCGAUAGCUCGGCCUCGGCCUCGACGUCGGAGUCGAAGAAGGAGAAGAAAAAGGAGAAGAAGGAUAAGAAAGAAAAGAAAUCCAAAAAGAGGAGGGCCGCAGCUGAGGAAGGUGAUCCCUCAAGCGAGGAGGAUACACCUCAGCCAAGCGUCGAGACCAUCGUGCAGCCCAGCAAGGCCUCAGACCCGUCGAGUGCGCGGGAGCGUAGGCCAAAUGGAAGACAGUUUUUGCGAGGCCGACAUAUCGCGCAGAAGAAGAGAGCACUAUUGGAUGAUAAAUCCCUUAACGAGGUUCGUGCUGUGCCAUCCUUUUCCCUACCAUCCCGUACUAAUCCGCAGCAGAUCUUCAUGGUGAAAGCAUAA
This is a messenger RNA of Penicillium riverlandense, 843 nucleotides long. RefSeq names its product telomerase inhibitor/ribosome biogenesis protein PXR1 (gene pxr1). The transcript has a single exon. Bases 1 to 843 code for a protein of 280 amino acids. The record is from RefSeq and is a predicted model, not a curated record. Lineage: Eukaryota; Fungi; Ascomycota; Eurotiomycetes; Eurotiales; Aspergillaceae.